This is a messenger RNA of Nerophis ophidion (straightnose pipefish), 4246 nucleotides long. It is a transcript of the gene pcmtd1, whose product is annotated as protein-L-isoaspartate (D-aspartate) O-methyltransferase domain containing 1. The transcript has 6 exons. Gene Ontology annotation, molecular function: protein-L-isoaspartate (D-aspartate) O-methyltransferase activity. Gene Ontology annotation, cellular component: cytoplasm. The record is from RefSeq and is a predicted model, not a curated record. Gene Ontology annotation, biological process: protein modification process. NCBI's taxonomy places the organism in Eukaryota, Metazoa, Chordata, Actinopteri, Syngnathiformes, Syngnathidae. The coding region runs from base 376 to 1464 and encodes 362 amino acids.
AGCACGUGACCUGCUGUGUUUACAUCCUGUCAGCUGUUCUUUCCUCCACUUGGACACAGGCGCUCGUCCUCUCUACUCUACUUUCUUCGUUUCAUCUCCCCCCAACACAACAACGGACAACAAGUAUUUGAACCAAAGCUGGAAAAUCCGGAAAAAAAGCCUUAUUUGAGCGCCGCAUUGCACCCAAAAACGAAACAGUGACUUGAUGCGACACGACAUUGUUGUCACUUUCGUCCUGGAGAUGACAGUCUUGUGAGUUGACACCAGAGGCGCUAUUUCAGCCAACAACUCCAAUGCCUCACUGAAGACAUAUCCAACACUUUUAAUUUUCUGGUCCUUUUUUAUUUUUUUGUUUUUUUUUAUUGGUCAUUCGGCAUGGGGGGAGCAGUGAGCGCAGGGGAAGACAACGACGACCUCAUCGAUAACCUGAAAGAAGCGCAGUAUAUUCGCACAGAUAGAGUGGAGCAGGCAUUCCGGGCCAUAGACCGUGGCGACUACUAUCUUGACGGAUAUCGGGACAGCGCCUACAAAGACUUAGCGUGGAAACAUGGCAACAUCCACCUGUCAGCUCCAUGUAUUUACUCUGAAGUGAUGGAGGCCCUCAAGCUGCAGCCGGGACUUUCUUUCCUCAACCUGGGCAGUGGGACGGGCUACCUGAGCACCAUGGUGGGUCUCAUCAUUGGUCCAUUCGGUGUGAACCACGGUGUGGAGCUCCACAAGGAUGUGGUUGAAUACGCCAGAGACAAAUUGGACAGUUUCAUCAAAGAAAGUGAAAGCUUUGAUAAGUUUGAAUUCUGCGAGCCCGUCUUUGUGGUGGGCAAUUGCCUGGAAAUCUCCACAGACAGCCACCAGUACGAUCGCAUUUACUGCGGGGCGGGGGUGCAGAAAGACCAUGAAAAUUACAUGAAAGUGCUGCUCAAAGUCGGCGGAAUUCUGGUGAUGCCUAUAGAGGAUCAGCUGACCCAGAUCACCAGGACAGGACAGUGCACAUGGGAGAGCAAAAACAUCUUGGCCGUGUCCUUUGCCCCCCUGGCCCAGCAGAGCAGAGCUGACGGGGACAAGCCUGACACUGUCCAGUUGCCCCCCGUCACAGUGCGCACCCUGCAGGAUCUUUCUCGCAUCUACAUCCGCCGUACCCUCAGAGACCUGGCCGGAGGCGGCGAGGAGGACCAGGCCAGAGGGGCGGUUCAGCGGGUCCCCCAGAAGCGCAAGCGGCGGCACUGCAGGCGGCGCCGCAUCAACACCUAUGUCUUCGUGGGCAACCAGCUGAUCCCCCAAAUGGUGGAGAGCGAGGAGGAGCACGGCGAGGAGGAGAACAAGGACGCCGAAGAGGAAGACAAGGAGGAGAGAGACGUUGGGGAUAUUGAAAUCCUCAAGCAGACGAACAUGUUUAGAGACCAAAUCAUGGCUCUGCCGCUACCGGAGUCCCUUAAAGAAUAUUUACUCUACUAUAGGAAGAAAUAACCUUUUUCCCUCUCCAGUACAAAUGGAGCAUUAUUUCCAACACGUCUUGAUGCCAAAACUGUACAGGGAAGUGGUGUCACAGAUAACACUGGAUAAUAAUGUUACCAUUGUUCUUUGUACAGGUGGCUUUCUUUUGGUUUUGUACAUAAAAUAUCAGUGCAUAAAGUACACAGAAUGAAGAUUUCAAUAUUUAGUUUUUGGCAAUUUGAUCACGCCAAAAUGUCUGCAGAGGACAAGAUUUGUACAGUGGAACCUCCAAAGUGGAACACACCGUUUAAAGUCGUUCUAAUUUAAAACAAAAAAAUACUUAAUUAACUGUACAGGCAGUGUUAGAUUAACAUUUUACACAAUAAAAAAGAAAAUACAAAAAAAAUGUAAACAACUCGGGAUACAUUCUGUUCUAUGGUUAAAAUGCUAAACUUUCUAGUUCAAACCACAUUUUUCCCAUUAGAAAUUAGUUGUUUACCGACCAAAUGUAUAAAAAAAACUACAAUAAAGUAAAUUACUCACACUCCGAAGAUGCCUGAUGGGGACACAAUAAUUUGUAUAGUACAAAUAGUAAUACUGUCACCUAGUGGUGUUUUAUAGGCACUGCUGGAAUUAUUAAGUGUACUUAUGUUAGUAUCUUCUCGGUAAAAUAUUAGGUGAUAUUUUCUAUGUCCUAUUUGCCGUUCUAUGGUUACAAUUUCCAACAUGCUGCUUCACAUUUUUCUAAUUUCAAAACAUUUUUUGCAUUAAAGAAUAACGUUUUUUCCCCCCACUCAAACAACAUAAUGAGACAAAAUCGAACUAAAACACAGUUAAAGAUGCUUGUUCGAAUGAAUGUAACAUGGACAAUAAAUACAGAGCGAUGCUGUCACCUUGUGUUGUUUUAUAGGCAUUGCUGGAAAAAUGGAGUACGUUAUUUGUUUGGUAUAUCAAAUGUGAUAAUAGUCAGACUCUUUUCUAUGAAUGGCUGAUUCACUUUUUUUCCCUGUUAGAAAAUAAUGUAAAUGUGUUGUUUUUGCCCAGGUAGACGCAAUGUAACGGGACUAAAUCAAACCAAAAUAUAGUAAAACUUCGCAAACUUUUGUGGAUGCCGGAAAGAUUGUAAUAGGGAAUGUGUUUGCAAAGCGUUAUGGUCACCUAGUGGCGUUUUAUAGGGAUUGCUGGAACUAAUAGGGGUAGAUACAGAAUGUAAGCAAUAACCAGACGCUUUCCCAUGUCUUAUUUUUAGUUCUAUGGGGGUUUCAAGCAUGUUGUGUUUUAUAUUAAUGUCCAAAUUGUGCAACUUUUGGGGCGUUCCGACUUUGGUAGGUUCCACUGUACUUGUUAUUGCAGCCAUCUUGCGGAUUUAAUCCUCUUUCACAGAGGAAACAAAAAGCAAAUUCAUAGUUUUAUAAAUAUGGAGGGUGGGGUGGGAGGAACACAUGAUGGGUUUUUCUACCUUCCUUUCCUAAGAGGUCACGACAAAAAUACUUUUUCUACGGCGGGCACCUUUUAACGCAACCUUUUCUACAGAGAGCUGCGUUUUUUGUGAAAUACUUGACGUGGUAUGCGUUGGAGGGAGACAAAUGAUAUCGAUGGAUCCUCUUACAAGAAUGAAACAAGUGUUGAAAAUGCAUGAAAUACUUAUUUUUAAACAAAAAUAUGUAUCAUAAAUCAAUCAAAAGGACUAUUGAGAAGUGAUUAGUUUAAGCUUUGUAUUGAAAGCAAUGCAAAAUGCCUUUUUAAUGUAAAAAAUCCAACAAAGCACCUUAUUGUGUGAACAUUUGUACUGCAGAUCGGACUUGCGUUAUAAUAUCUGCAGAACUUUCCUGUUGUAUUGUCAUAAUUAUUAGUUGUGGCGUUUUUUAAGUGCCAACGUCACAUUUAAGGAUGAUCAUUCCAGCAGUACGCUAUAUCCUACUUUCAAUGCAUUAUUUAGUGUUUGGAUCAAAGCUGAGGUGUACAUUUGUCAGAAAAGCAACAUAUAUGACUAUACAGUAGUGUACACUUUCAUUUUGGGUUUCUUGUACUGUAGCACCUUCUUGCUGUACUGUAACUUCACACUGGCAACUGUGUACACCAAAACUCCACUGCUGUCUGUUGGAUUGAGAACUAUACAUUUAUUGUAGUGUUCUUUUCCUUUACAUAUAAUCUGAUUUGGGGGGAAAGGGGGAUGAUUAGUUUGUGAUGUGACAUUUAAUUUGUGUAUUUUUUUACUUUCAAUCAGAAUGCCUUUAAAGUGAGCAAUAAGGAAAGAUGACAGUUAAAAAAAAAUCCCUCAUUUGAAUUGCGGCCCAAAAAAUUACUACAAAUUGUACAGUAGAACCUUCAAAGUCGAACUGACAAAAUGCUAACAUUGUUAAUUAACUACCUUUUAUAAAGCAAAACUACCAAACCAGAAAGUCAUACUGUCUUGUGGCCUUUUUUAAAUGAUUACAGGUUUGUCAAUAUAUCAGGUUUAAUUGUCAUUCAGCAAUAUACUUUUGUAAGCAGAACUCCAAAAAGGACAAAUAAAAAGCAAAUAUUUGGAAUUAAUCCUUGACUAACCUUUGCAAAUGUACAAGUUGUUUGACUUUGGAGGUUCCUUUGUAUUAGCUACAAUUUAAAAUUAGCCAAUGAGAAGUCACAUGACGGCAGAAACUUUCAGUCUUAGGCCGUACGCCAAUUUCUAGCCGAACGACCCGCGAGCGACGCUGCUUUUAAGAGCCGAAACUAAUUCUGGAACGCUGGAUGAUUCCUGAAGCGUGCAGUUCAUUUAAAACGUGUUGUUUCUCUGUGGAUGUUUGGCACACAAAUAAAGGUCACAAUCGUAAAA